AUGGGAGGAUUUAUGUUUGUACAUCAACCGCCCAAGGCAUCAUCACAAAGAGACAUCGAACUGCAGAACGCCAAAAUCAGAGCCCAUGCGGCCAGGAUAUCGCAUUCGAGGAAGGUCAAGAAACCGAAGGCUACAAAGGGUCUACGGCUUCCCAUAAACAUUCGCGAGCAUGGGGAAGGCCAUGACAAGGAUCGUACUAUCCAGCAAAGAGAACCCAUACAGACCCCAAGUAUGCCGCCUGAACGGUACAUCAUUGGCCUUCUGGCCAGAAUUGCAUCUCUUAGAUCCGUUCUGAACCAAUACAAGAGAGAUCCCUUCAACUCGGACCCUGUGCGCAACUUGCCUCUGAUUGCCCUGGAAUUCAUGGACUUCGCAUACGAAAUUCUUUGGCCCAUGAACAUGCCCGGCCUCGAGCUCGCCGCCGUCAAGGCUGAAAUGAUUUCUCGACGAAGACUCGCUGUCCAAAGCACCAUCGAAUUUCACUGCCAGGUGUCCAACAUGGCGACACUGGCAUUCAAUUUCUUGACGGAUCCCGACUCAUUGGACAUCAUCAAUCGAAUCCGCAUGAUCCAUCAAAACAUGGCCAUCAAGCUGAUCUGUCAGGAACUCGAAUCGCUGCGCGGCCCGCCGUCGGAGCUCCUCAUACAGAGAGUGGUGCUCCUCGACGUCCAGGGCGCCGAGCCUUAUGAGAAUUGGGACGUUCAGAUUCAUCCGGAAUCGCCUCUCGUGGCGGCCAACAAUUUAAAGGCCUACUAUCGGUUUCAAGCAGUGGAGUGCAAAGUCAAACCCUGGCGAAUGUUGACGCAAGAGAUUGGCGGGAUAUCCAAAGUCUCUGCUGGGCUGGCGCGGCGUUUGCAAACCGCCGACGUAAGCACCGCCAUUGACUCAGGCACCCAGCCUUUCUUCCCUCUCCUACCGGAAACAGCACCGCAGGAUGAGUACGAAUUGGACGCCGAAGCACUCGUACUCCAAACUCGGCUCGGUAGCAGCCUCCACGGAAUCUGGAGGGCGCCGCACACCCGCCAAAUCCACGCCGUUAUCGACGAGACAUGCAGCCUGACAGUCCGGCUGGACCAAUGCCAUCACAGAAGCACAAAAGACAAGCAUGAGCGAAUGCUGCAGAUAAGCUCCGCCGCCCUUUGCCUCCAGCACAAGCUCUACUCGCUCCCCGUCGAGUUGCCGCCGAACCAGGACCUCGAGCUGGAAGACUAUCUCUUCGACGCGUGCCGGCUGGCAAUCAUGGUCUAUAACGACAUGGUGCUGUGGCCGAUUCCCUGGGCCGCGGGCGUGAAACCACGGCUCGCGCGACGACUGCGCUGCCGCCUAUGCCCUAUCCUGUCGUUGGUUCAUGAUGACGGUACAGGCAGAUAUACAAAUCUGCUCCUCUGGCUCCUGUUGAUGGGCGGGAUUGCUGCGACGUACACGACAGAUCGAACGUGGUACGUCGAACAGCUGUCGACGUACAGAAUGAUAGUCCGGUGUCCAACCUGGGCCGACUUCAAGCAGCGGAUGCAGACGUUUUUGUGGUGGAGCUCUGUCCUUGAUGACCCGGCCUUCAAACUCUGGACCGAAAUAUUAUAUUGGGAUCCUUCUCAACCCUGGACGGAGCAGGUGCUGUUAAGCUGA
This is a messenger RNA of Rhinocladiella mackenziei CBS 650.93, 1626 nucleotides long. RefSeq lists its product as uncharacterized. The record is from RefSeq and is a predicted model, not a curated record. The coding region runs from base 1 to 1626 and encodes 541 amino acids. Lineage: Eukaryota; Fungi; Ascomycota; Eurotiomycetes; Chaetothyriales; Herpotrichiellaceae. The transcript is spliced from 3 exons.